This is a messenger RNA of Mesorhabditis spiculigera, 1929 nucleotides long. Lineage: Eukaryota; Metazoa; Nematoda; Chromadorea; Rhabditida; Rhabditidae. The record is from the annotation of a GenBank genome assembly.
AUGGAUUGGGCCGCCGACAUUUCCCCAACGACCGAUGCUCGUUACCUCGCUCGCAGACAUUGGGCCAUCAUCAGGAAGACUGUCGUCACCGAUAUUGAUGAUUUUCUAUUUUUACUGCGCCAGAGCCGCACCGCCCCGCUGCCCGACCCGGUCAGCGAGUUCAGCGAUUUCGGGUUUGAUACGAACCGCUCCACUCAUCACUUGCCGGCGCCGACGGCAGGCGUGCAGAUCAAUGUGGAACCGGACAGCGGACGAACGCCAGAACCAUCGGCAAGGGAAGGCGAGCUUGGCAAGAGCCUUCACAGCCUUGGCUCAUCCCUUCUACGCCGGCCCUCCGAAUCGCCCAGCUUGCUGUCGGCCAGUUUCUCCUCAACCGGUCCACAAUCCCCUGGCGCUGACGACGAUGUGAAGUCGCAGAUCUCGUUCGUCAUGCGGGAACGGCUGCACUCGUUUGUCAAGCAGCAUGCCAACCCUGGAAAAACGGCCGAGUUUGAUGUCGCUGAUCGGGUUACAGGCAAAUUCCACCUUGGCUGGCUGUUCGCCGUGACGACGGCGUUCCUCUACAACGCGCUGGGCAUCCCGUUGCGCAGCAGCUAUCCGUAUCAGACGGACGCGAACGUCGUCUACUGGUUGAUCGUCGACUACCUGUGUGACGCCAUCUACCUGGCCGAUAUGAUCAUCAUCAAACCACGACUGCAGUUUAUGAGGGGCGGUAUUUCGAUUGGAAAUCGCCGCGACACGCUGCGCAACUACGUGAUGUCGGGGAGUUUCAAGCUGGAUCUCCUCUCGAUUGUGCCGCUCGAUUUCAUGUACUUCUACACGGAUAUCAUUCCGAUAUGGCGGCUUGGGAGGUUGCUCAAGGUACAAUCGUUCUGGCAACUAUUCGACCUGCUCGACAACUCGUUCUCCAAUCCCUACGUCAUCCGUAUCACCCGUACUCUCUCCUAUAUGGUCUACAUUAUCCACUGCAACAGCUGUGUCUACUACUUGCUGAGCGCUUGGCAGGCGUUCGGCCAAAUCGCGUACCAGAUGAACGGCAAGUACUACCUCAACAAAUGGGUCUACAAUAAUAAGGGAAACGCCUAUUUACGCUGCUUCUACUUCACGGCCGCCGUCGCCACGUCGACAGGAAACAACCCAGCCCCCACCAACGUCAUCGAGUACAUCUACAUGACCUUCUCGUGGAUGAUGGGCGUCUUCGUGUUCGCCCUACUGCUCGGACAGAUUCGCGAUAUCGUGUCAAACGCCAACAGGAAUCGCGCGGAAUAUCAGCGCCAAAUGGACAUGGCCCUGUCGGAGUGCAAGAAGCUCAACCUCAGCCGGGACCUAGUUGAACGUGUCCGCGACUGGUUUAUCUACACCUGGGAGCAGCACAAGACGCUCGACGAGAAGAAGCUGAUCGAAAAGCUGCCCCUGAAGCUGCAGACCGAUCUGGCCCUCUCCGUCCACUACAACACGCUCAGCAAGGUCAAGCUGUUCCAGGAUUGCGACCGUGCCUUCCUGCGUGACCUCGUGCUCAAGCUCCGCCCGGUCAUCUACCUCCCGGGGGACCUCGUUUGCAAGAAGGGUGACGUCGGCAAGGAGAUGUACAUCGUCAACCAGGGCGUCCUGGAGGUGGUCGGCGGCAACAACAACGAGACGGUGUUCGCCCAACUCCAGCAGGGCAGCGUCUUUGGCGAAAUCAGUCUGCUGGCGAUCGGCGGCAACAACCGACGAACAGCGAAUAUUCGGGCUAAAGGCUACGCGACGCUUUUCGUGUUGGCGAAGGAAGACCUGAACGACGUCAUCCGCUACUACCCGCAGGCGCAGAUGCUGCUCAAGCGCAAGGCGGCGCAAAUGCUGAAAAACGACAAGAAAGACGACGAGAGCAAAGACGAGAAGCCGCUCGAGGACACGUGCCGCAUCAGCGGCAAGUUUUUUCGGGCUUUU